This is a messenger RNA of Entelurus aequoreus (snake pipefish), 1722 nucleotides long. RefSeq names its product homeobox protein Nkx-2.1-like. Gene Ontology annotation, molecular function: DNA-binding transcription factor activity, RNA polymerase II-specific; RNA polymerase II cis-regulatory region sequence-specific DNA binding. Bases 201 to 1298 code for a protein of 365 amino acids. Lineage: Eukaryota; Metazoa; Chordata; Actinopteri; Syngnathiformes; Syngnathidae. The transcript has 2 exons. Gene Ontology annotation, biological process: regulation of transcription by RNA polymerase II; cell differentiation. Gene Ontology annotation, cellular component: nucleus. The record is from RefSeq and is a predicted model, not a curated record.
CACAGCUCGGUUCUGCGCGCAUUGUCACCGAUGCCCCGCCUCUGCUCGCACGCUGCCUUAAACCCGGCAGCCCGCAGCCAGAACCGAGCUGCAUCCAAUUAAGGCGGACUCUCGCCGGGGCAGGUUGCACCAUCAAGGGGGGGCUUGGAAAAAAAAAGAAAAAAAAAAAGAGGCAAAAUCCAAUUCCUCCCUGCAGGACAAUGUCGAUGAGCCCCAAGCAUACGACCCCCUUUUCAGUGUCCGACAUCCUGAGUCCUCUGGAGGAGAGCUACAAGAAGGCGGCCAUGGACCACGGGAGCGGCGCGCAGCUGCAGGCGAGCUACCGGCAGCCGCAGGUGUCCCAGGCGGCCAUGCAGCAGCACCACAUGGGCCACAACGGCGGCGUGUCGGCCUACCACAUGAGCGCCGCCGGGGUGCCGCAGCUGUCCCACGCCGCCGCCGCCGCCGCCGCCGCGGUGGGCGGCUACUGCAACGGCAACAUGGGCGAGCUGGCGCCCUACCAGGACGGCAUGAGGGGCAGCGCCACGGCCGCGGGCUGGUACGGAGCCAACCCGGACCCCCGGUUCUCCACCAUUUCCCGCUUCAUGGGCUCCUCCUCGGGCAUGAACAUGGGCGGCAUGGGCGGCCUGGGCUCCCUGGCGGAGGUCCACGCCAAGGGCAUGGGCUCCCUGGCGUCCACCCCGCGGAGGAAGCGGCGGGUCCUCUUCUCGCAGGCGCAGGUCUACGAGCUGGAGCGACGCUUCAAGCAGCAGAAGUACCUCUCGGCCCCGGAGAGGGAGCACCUGGCCAGCAUGAUCCACCUCACCCCCACGCAGGUGAAGAUCUGGUUCCAGAACCACCGCUACAAGAUGAAGCGGCAGGCCAAGGACAAGGUGACCCAGCAGCAGAUGCAGCCGGACGGGGGUUCGUGUCAGCAGCAGCAGCAGCAGCAGUCCCCGCGCCGGGUGGCGGUGCCGGUGCUGGUGAAGGACGGCAAGCCGUGCCAAGGCAGCGGGCAGCACACGCCCGCCGCCGCGCAGACCCACCCGCACCCGCACCCGCACCCGCACCAUCACCACCAGCACCCGCAGCAACACCCGCCGCAGGCCGCCAACGUCAUGCUCAUGUCCGCCGGCGGCAACCAGGCGCACCAGCAGCCGGUGGGCAGCGCCGGGCACUCCCCGGACUUGGGCCCGCAUUCCUCCAGCCCGCCCGCGCUGCAGAGCCAUGUGCCCGGCCUCUCGCACCUCAACUCCCCCGGGGCCGAGUACGGCUCGGCGCUGCAGUGCUCGGCGCUCUUGUACGGCAGGACGUGGUGACCAUAAGUACGAAAAAAAAAACAAAACAAAAAAACAGAAAGACUUCUCUCUUUUUUCAAGCAUUUUUGGACCAGUGCACAAUACAACUACUUUUUUUCUACCAGAAGUGGAACAGUUGGGAUUUAUUUAUGUAAAUUAUAUUGAAAAACAACCCUGUAAAAAUAGACUUUCAAAGACGUUUUAAUGUCAGCCGCAUAGAUUUAGAAUGUAAUUUUUAUCUGGGUUUCCAAUAUUGUACAGUUUUAUUUCCUCUCUUUUGGACACUUUGUUGCCGACUUGUUGUCAUUUCCUUGGUAUUUGUACGUCUCAUUUAUUUGUAACUUAUAGAUAUUUGACCACGCAAAAAACAGUCCGACUAAUAAAUUAUGGAUGCAAGUUUGUGGAAUAUUUGCUCUCAAACUGGACAAGGAAUGAUAACAAUAAU